UCAUAUUACAAAAUAUUUUUUUAUUUUACUCAACUAUUGAUGGAGGGCUGUUCUAUUGAUUUUAAAGGCCAACUUCUCUAUCAAUGAUUAGAAGUAGUGCAGUGGCAUUCAAAUCUCAGUCUGUGAUGACCUUUCGCAGGUAAGGUUAGUAAGGGCGUCUGUCUUACGAAGGACGACAUUGAACUUAUUUUAACUUGUACAAGGGUUACAUUCACUCCAGAGUUGAAUUAGAAGGAUGAGUAUGAAUAUUUCCUUGGUACAAAGGACGGUAAUGUACAAAAUGUCAAAGUAGAAGGACCUCAAUUUUACUUUAACCGUUUUUUCCUGUCAACUCUGGCCUUUUUAAUAUUAUUUUUUUUACUAAUUUCCUCAAUCGAAACGCAACAGCGAGUGUGCUUUUGACACGUAGUUAUAAAGUUGACUAUCUUCCACGUGGACCAAUAGAUGAACCGCGAUGACGUCGCAACUCCCCUUAAAGUGUCGUCAGCUCCUCCUAAGAAUUUGGGGCUCAAUCUAAAAUCUGAAGACGUUCAGAGCAGAAGAACAAAACGAUUAACCGGUGAAAAUGGCAAAGUUAACUCCGUCCACCGGGCAAUUCUCCGUUGAAGAUGAGUGGGUGGUCGUCAGCUCCUUUGAUACUGACUCCGACGGCGUCAUUUCCCUCGAUGAUGACGACGCUGAUUCCUUGGAGCGGUCAGCUCUUUCUUCCUCCUCUGGGAACCAUCAAGGUCUUGGUUCGGUUCAAGGUCAUGACGGAGCUGAUCAAACCUUGGGUCCAGUUCAGGAUCUUGAUGGGGUCGAUCAUAUUUUGGGUUCGAUUCAAGAUCUUGACGGAGUGGAGGAAUCGGCUGGGAUUAUUCAUGAUUUUGGUGGCGUUGAUGAAACCCUUGAUGUAAUUCGGGGUCGUGGUGGUACUUUCGAUCAGUAUGGUACGUACUAUGAUGGGGGCACUCAUCAAGAGAAGGAAGAUUUGGAUGAGGAUUAUGACAAGGGGGAUGAGGCGUAUGGGUUGGAUGACGAAUUGGUGCCGUGGGCGGUUAGUGGGAAAUUUGGGAGGCAGAGGAUGAGGAAGUUGGGGAAGAGGGCGUGUGCAAAGAUGCAUACUUCCAAGAGGCCGCCUUAUUUGUAUGUGAAGCCUGGUUGUGUUCGCGGAAAGCAUGGGUUAGGGUUGAAGCACAAUUACUGAUAGAAAGACAUUUGGGAGAGAUUUGCGGAGGAAAUGGGAAUAGGCGUAUAGGCAUCUGAUUUGAAUUGGGGUGCUAUUCCUUGGAAUCUUGAUUUGGUUUCAG
Rubroshorea leprosula is the source of this 1289-nucleotide messenger RNA. NCBI's taxonomy places the organism in Eukaryota, Viridiplantae, Streptophyta, Magnoliopsida, Malvales, Dipterocarpaceae. The record is from the annotation of a GenBank genome assembly.